UUAAGAUGAUUUUAUAAGAUAGUAAAAUUUGGAACGGUGUCGUUCAAUGAAUACAAAGAUUUAUUGCUUUAUUUUUUUUUUUUAAUCUUUCUUGAAACAAAAAAUCCAAAGGAGGGAAACAAACGGCUUAUCUCCUUGUCCUUCUCAGUUUCAACAAACAUGGAGGACUCCCUCCCAACCAUUUCCAACCCACAAACUCAUGAACAACCACCUCAAGCUUCUUCGUUAGCCGAGAAAGAAAUCGGCAACCAUGGACUUACCAAGAGGAUUCUACGUCAUGGAAACUCUUGGCAAACACCAUUUCCCGGUGAUGAAGUUGAAGUUCAUUACAGUGGGCACGUUGAGAAUGGUUCUUCAUUGGGAUCAAGUCAGGAAAAAGGCACUCCUUUCAAGUUCAAAUUGGGACAAGGUGAAGUUAUAAAAGGCUUGGAUGAAGGGGUGGUCACUAUGAAGAAAGGGGAGAAGGCCGUUUUCAAGGUACCACCUCAUUUAGCCUAUGGAGAGGCCGGUUUUCCACCUCUCAUUCCGCCUCAUUCAACCGUUAUCUUUGAUGUUGAGAUGAUGUCUUGGAGCACCAUAAGGGAUAUUACGAGGGAUGGAGGAGUACUAAAGAAGAUCAUAACCGAAGGAGAUGGAUGGGCGACUCCUAAAGAUGGUGAUGAGGUUUCAGUCAAGUAUGAAGCAAAGCUUGAAAAUGGCAUGGUGCAUUCUAACUCCGAGAGUGUGCAACUUCAUGUAGGCGAUGGAAAGCUAUGUCCUGCCAUCCAUAAAGCAGUGAAGACAAUGAGAAGGAACGAAAAAGCAGAGCUCUCUGUUAGAUUCUCUUAUGGGUUUGAAGUAGAAUUUGGACGCGAAGAAGCCAUAACAAGCACCCGAAGCUCCAACAUAACCAUCCUUCUUGAGUUGUUAUCUUGGAGAAGUGUUGUGGAUGUCCUAGGGGACAAAAAGAUCCUAAAGAAGGUUAUUUCUGCAGGGGAAGGUUUUGUAUAUCCGAAUGAGGGUUCUUUAGUAAAAGUGAUAUAUGUUGGCAAGCGAGAAGAUGGAGAAAUUUUCGAGCUAAAAGGGUCUAACGAAGAGCCAUUCGAGUAUAUGUGCUUAGAAGAUCAAGUUGAGGAGAGCUUAGACAAAGCAAUAAUGACUAUGAAAAAGGGAGAAAAGUCCCAAGUGUUAGUGUUUUCUGAUCAUGUGCAAGGAACUCCUGAAGCAUCAGAUACAGUUUUUGCUAAUCCAAAAGUUAUAUAUGAGGUUGAGCUGCUUGAUUUCACCAAGGAUAAACCUGUCUGGAAGAUGGACAAGCAGGAGAAGAUUGAAGCGUGUGAGAAGAAGAAGCAAGAGGGAAAUGCAUUGUUCAAAGCAGGGAAGUUCUGGCUUGCUUCCAAGAAAUAUGAAAAGGCUGUAAAAUGUAUUGAAUUCAACCACAAUUUCUCAGACGAGGAAAAGCAACAAACAAAGGCGCUGCUAUCAUCUUGCAAUCUAAAUAAUGCAGCUUGUAAACUUAAAUUGGAGGACUAUGUUGGAGCUGCAACACUAUGCACUAAGGUUUUAGAGAUUGAUCAAGUUAACACAAAGGCUUUAUUUAGAAGAGCUCAAGCAUAUUUGCACACUUCUGAUUUAGACAAAGCUGAAGCUGAUAGCAGAAGAGCUUUGACAAUUGAUCCAAAUAAUAGGGACAUCAAGCUUGUGUAUCAGAUGAUUAAGACUAAACAAAAGGAGCAUGCUUUGUACCAAGCUCAAUUGUUUGGUACAAUGAUUUCAAAAAUGAAUUAAAUUUGUUUAUUUGUAUCUAAAUUUUUGCUGUUACAUCUUAAUAAUCUCAUCAAAGAUUAUCAUACAGUAACAUUUAAUACACGAAUGGUGUUAUCAAUGAAAACUAUAUAUUUAAGACGUAUAUGCUCUUUUCUGAUUAAUUAAACAUUUUGUACGUUGCUCUACAAAUUUUAUAUAGUACUACGUACGUAAGAUUUG
Chenopodium quinoa (quinoa) is the source of this 1965-nucleotide messenger RNA. Its product is annotated as 70 kDa peptidyl-prolyl isomerase-like. The coding region runs from base 160 to 1767 and encodes 535 amino acids. The record is from RefSeq and is a predicted model, not a curated record. Lineage: Eukaryota; Viridiplantae; Streptophyta; Magnoliopsida; Caryophyllales; Amaranthaceae. Gene Ontology annotation, molecular function: peptidyl-prolyl cis-trans isomerase activity; protein binding. The transcript has 12 exons.